Molecule: messenger RNA, 1242 nt
Organism: Pseudocercospora fijiensis CIRAD86
Lineage: Eukaryota; Fungi; Ascomycota; Dothideomycetes; Mycosphaerellales; Mycosphaerellaceae
Exons: 6
Coding region: 1-1242 (413 amino acids)
Molecular function (GO): protein binding
Source: RefSeq, a predicted model, not a curated record
AUGCUACGUUUCUCGAAGGAAGAUAUUCCAGGGAGGCAGCGGAUCCUGUUUCUUCCUCCUCAGCAGAUCUUUCGGGCCGCGAGAGAUUUCCCUUCAGUUGCUAUGAAUCCUGCCUUAUUCAAAGGCGGCAAGCCCCAUGCAAGUCUGCGGUCUUUUCCCACCCAGCGCCCAUCUUUGACAUAUCGCGUCAACCAAAAUCGCUACACUCGACUUCUGGACCGCGCUCCUGAGAAGCAUGAAACCGAUGUCAACAUGAGCUCCGACUCGACCGCUGAAUUGCUCGUAGCAAUGAAGCGCACCAAACUGGCCACUAGAUUCUUGCACCUGCCAAACGAAUUACAAUUGGCGACUCUAUCAAAUCUCACAGCUAGGGAGAUCCAACGUGCGCGUCGCGUCUGCCGUCACUUCAAUACCUUGAUCCAGGAGCCAAGCAACUCGAACACUCUCUACACCCGCGCCCAAAAUCGCGAAUACGAGCGCCUUCAAGCCGACGUGAGCAAUUUCCUCAACUACAGCAACAUCACCUUCAUCGAAGCUCUACGACGCUUCAGUGAGCGUCGAGGCAUCUGGUCCCACGAGGCGCAUCAGCGGUGCAUCCUCGAAGUUCUCGUGCAUCUAUGGAUGUCGCAGCACGAGCACGUUUGUGCUGGGAUGCUCCCGAGUUUCGUCGCGACUCAUUUGCAGAGAGAAACUGCAUGGAUGGUCGCCGCUCGCUUGCUCGACGUCCAUCGUGAAGCUCUCUUGCUUCAACCCCCGAUGUACGUCCUGCCCCCGAUGGCCCAGGUCUGUACCUACAGUGCGGCUGCUCGCAGUAGAGCUUGGAGAAUGGAUGUCGCGCAGAAGGCUCUCUUCCACAAAGUCCCAUCGGCACCAUCCCCGCUUCUGGCGAUUCCACUGUGGCCACUGACACCGUUAUACUACAUCGACCAAGGCGAUCACACACGUGGAUUUGAUUUCUUCUUGGGUAUCUGCGGUCAAAACAGCUUGGCGGAGCUCCUUGGAGUCCCAGAGCUGCCUGCAUAUUGCAAUGGAAGCUUCGCAUACUGCGCCAGAUCGCAGAAGACUUAUGAUCUGGUUGUUGAGGGCAGGAGGAAGGGAGGAAUGUCGUUGGUGGAGCGGGUGAGGGUUAUGGAGGACAUGUUUCUAGGGACACUUGGAUGCAUUGAGGAGCGAAUCUGGAUUGGUGAACGAUUGCGAUAUUGGGCAACUCGCCUUCAUUAUAUGCAGGCUAGUCCUAGAUAA